AUGACGGUUGAUCAGGAGAAGCUACCAGUGGAGCCUGAAGCACCACCGAUGCCAGACUUGGAGAUCGACCUUGACGAGCAGGUGGCUAUGGAUCAGAGUGAUCAUGCUGAGGAUCCCGAGCAGAUGCCACAAAAGCCUGUAGCGGAAGAAGAAGAGAAUCUGAAGUUUGAAGGCGAAGAAUGCAAGAUUGAGCGGAUGAUUCAGCGGUUCUUCUUUGAUGUUACCACGGCUGCUGCUCAGACCGCUGCACAGGCGCAGCGGGAAGCUGAAGAAAAUGCUAGGAGAGCACAGAGAGCUGAACAGGAUCAUGCACAAGACCAGAUCCGAAUGAGAACUGAUUUUAACCGCCAUGGUCCACCCAAGUUCCAAGUUGAGGUGGAGCCAGAGAAAGCAGAUUUGUGGGUCCAGGAGAGGGAAAAGAUUUUCGAGGCUCUCCAUACUCCGGAUGGGGAAAAAAUGAAUAUGUCUACCUUCAUGCUGAAGGGCGAUGUCGAGUACUGGUGGAGUGCCAAACAAUUGAUGACUGCUAGCCAUGUGGCUAUCACUUGGGACUCUUUCAAAGGAGCUUUCAUGGAGAAGUACUUCCCUGAGACUGCUAGGGAAGAUAUGGAAUACCAAUUCCUUGGUUUGAGACAGGGAGCGAUGACAGUGGGAGAAUAUACUGCUAGAUUGGAGACGAUGUCAAUGCACUUUCGCUUCUUCCAAGCGCAAGUGGAUGAACUGUACCUGUGCAAUCGGUUCAUGAGAGGACUGAGGAACGACAUAGAAGAGUCUGUGAGACUGUUGGGGAUCAGAUUUUUCCAACAGCUGGUUGAGAAAGCUCGUGAAGUGGAGACAACGAAGAAUCGCCAGAGGGGCCGACCUCAAAGUGGAGGACCUAUCCAUUCUGGGCAGGGACAAGCAGGAAAGUUUGAUAAGGGCAAAGCACCACAGAGAAAGCCUUACCAACGCCCUGCUGACAAAGUGCCUUUCGCUGGAAAAGGUGGGACAGCUAUACCUAAGGAGGAGGUUGCCUGUUUCAAGCGCAAUCAGAAGGGGCACUGCCCAAAAGAGUGUGGGAAAGAAAUCAUGUGCUAG
Messenger RNA from Lotus japonicus, 1077 nucleotides. RefSeq lists its product as uncharacterized. NCBI's taxonomy places the organism in Eukaryota, Viridiplantae, Streptophyta, Magnoliopsida, Fabales, Fabaceae. The record is from RefSeq and is a predicted model, not a curated record. The transcript is spliced from 3 exons. The coding region runs from base 1 to 1077 and encodes 358 amino acids.